AAUGUCAGUUUACGGUUAGCAGUAUAUCUUUGAAAGAAAGACUUUGGAACGGUUUCUGUUUGUCGCCGGGAAAAGUUUGUGAUACUUAGAUUUACGAUUGCACAAUUAUUCUUCUUAUUCGGCAUGUUUUUUGCUACGUAGUUUUCUGUUGACUGUUUAUGCACGGACGGUAAACAGAAGGCUUGAGAAGUUUAAUACUCGUCGUUUGUACAGCGGCCAAGUUUUAGCAGAGCCGUUGUGUCACCGGCAGUGCCACUCUCAUAACAUGGAGUUAAGUGACGAAAAUUUGAAAACGUUAUCCCAGUAUCUACAGCACACACUGAAUCCAGACAGUGAAAUCAGGAGACCAGCCGAAAAGUUUCUGGAGUCGGUUGAAGUGAAUCAAAACUAUCCUCUACUGCUGUUGCAUUUAGUCGACAGAAAAGAUGCUGACAUGACUAUACGAAUUGCUGGAGCAGUUGCCUUUAAGAACUAUAUCAAGAGAAACUGGAGUGUGAGUGAAGAUGCAGCGGACCGAAUCCAUGCCCAAGACAGGGAUGCUGUUAAACAGUUAAUAGUGAAUCUCAUGCUACAUUCACCAGAAGCGAUACAGAAGCAGUUAAGUGAUGCAAUAUCUAUUAUUGGACGGCAUGAUUUUCCAAACAAGUGGCCCAAUCUAAUCUCGCAAAUGGUUGAGAAGUUUGACACAGGAGAUUUCCAUGUCAUCAAUGGUGUCCUUCAUACAGCUCAUUCAUUGUUCAAAAGAUACAGACAUGAAUUUAAAUCACAGGAACUAUGGACAGAAAUCAAAGAAGUCCUAGACAAUUUUGCUGAGCCACUUACAAAGCUUUUUGUGGCCACAAUGAACCUAAGAACUGUGCAUGCUAACAAUCCAGAAGCUUUGAAAGUAAUCUACAGCUCCUUGGUCAUUAUAUGUAAAGUUUUCUACUCUCUCAAUUUCCAGGAUCUUCCAGAAUUUUUUGAGGACAAUAUGGGGACGUGGAUGUCAAAUUUCCAUGAACUACUGACUGUUGAUGUUCCAUGUCUCAAAAAUGAGGAUGAAGAGGAAGCUGGACUUCUUGAGCAGUUGAAAUCACAGAUAUGUGACAAUGUUGCAUUAUAUGCUUUGAAAUAUGAUGAAGAGUUCCAGAGUUACCUUCCACAGUUCGUGACAGAUAUUUGGAACCUGCUAAUUUCGACAGGAACGCAACCUAAGUAUGACUUGUUGGUCAGCAAUGCUCUGCAGUUCCUGGCAACUGUUGCAAACCGUUCACAAUACCGACACCUGUUUGAAGAUCCCAUCAUUAUGAGCAGCAUAUGUGAGAAAAUUGUAAUACCUAAUAUGGAAUUUAGAGCAUCUGACGAGGAGUUGUUUGAAGAUAACCCAGAGGAAUAUAUUAGACGUGACAUCGAAGGUUCGGAUGUUGACACAAGACGACGUUCUGUAUGUGACUUGGUAAAAGUUUUGUCACAGUACUUUGAAGCAAAAAUGAUUGAGGUGUUUGGACAGUAUGUACAGGCAAUGAUACAGAGGUACGGUGAGAGCCCAGAACAAAACUGGCGAAGUAAAGAUGCUGCUUUGUACUUGGUCACGUCUCUUGCUGCCAGAGGACAGACACAAAAACAUGGCAUAACACAGUCUAGCCAGCUGGUUGAUCUCAACAGUUUUGCACAGGAGCACAUACUAACAGAGCUUCAGAAACCAGUGAAUACUAUUCCAGUCUUGAAGGCUGACUCUAUAAAGUACAUCAUGAUGUUCCGAAGUGUGCUGCCCAGGGAAAUGGUAGUGGGCUCUCUUCCCCAGAUUGUUAAACACCUCACUGCUGUCAGUCAUGUGGUGCACACAUAUGCUGCAUGUGCAAUAGAAAAAAUUUUGGUAAUGAAGACACCUGAUGGAAGCCCAGUGGUGCAAACUGAAGAAGUGACAACCAUUGCUCGUGAACUUCUGACAAAUCUGUUUUCUGCAUUGGAUCUGCCCGGAUCACAAGAAAAUGAAUAUGUUAUGAAAGCUAUUAUGAGGAGCUUCUCCGCACUGCAGGCUCAAGUUAUCCCACACCUUGGUGAUCUUCUUCCAAAAUUGACCCAGAAAUUAGCAUUGGUUGCUCGUAAUCCAAGCAAACCUCAUUUCAAUCAUUAUUUGUUUGAAACUUUAUGUUUAUCAAUCAAGAUCGUUUGCACUUCAAACAAGACGGCUGUAUCUACAUUUGAAGCAAAUUUAUUUCCACUUUUCCAGUGGAUACUCCAGCAAGAUGUUCAAGAGUUUGUGCCAUAUGUCUUCCAAAUGCUGUCACUGAUGUUGGAGCAGCACACGUCCGGUGUCCCAGAACCAUAUAUGCUGCUGUUCCCAUGCCUGCUCGCACCUGUUCUGUGGGAGCGCCCAGGAAAUAUUCACCCACUUGUGGGACUUCUGAGAGCAUUCAUUGCUCAGGGUGGUUCACAAAUAGUAGCUACCCAGAAAGUGAGUGGUCUGUUGGGUGUGUUUCAAAAAUUAAUAGCAUCUAAAGCAAAUGAUCAUGAGGGCUUUUUCUUGAUGCAAUCUUUAAUUGAGCACCUGCCCACUGACGCAUUGUCACCCUACAUGAAACAAGUAUUCGUCCUUUUGUUUCAAAGAUUGUCAUCAUCAAAAACCACCAAAUUCAUUAAGGGGCUUCUUGUAUUUUUCUGCCUGUACUGUUUGCAGUAUGGACCUGCAAGCCUUAUAGGCAUGAUAGAUGGCAUACAACAGCAAAUGUUUGGCAUGGUGAUAGAACGCCUUUUUAUUCCUGAUCUUCAAAAAAUCUCUGGAAAUAUUGAAAGGAAAAUUGCAGCAGUGGGUGUUACAAAACUCUUGUGUGAAAGUCCAGAACUUGUUAAUGGACCUUAUUCACAGUUUUGGGUUCCUCUCCUGCAAGCUCUCAUUGGCUUGUUUGAGCUGCCUGAAGAUGAAUCCCUUCUUCCUGAUGACCAUUUCAUUGAAGUAGAAGAUACUCCUGGAUAUCAGCCAGUAUUUUCACAGCUGUUGUUUGCAAACAAGAGAGACAGUGAUCCUCUCCUAGGUGUUGCGGAUGUCAGGUUACAUCUUGCGCAGAGUUUAUCAAAGUUGUCUGUUGCAUAUCCUGGCCGCCUUCAGCCUAUGUUGGGAGGCAUCAGUGAACCACAUAGAGUGCACUUGAAGACGUAUCUCGAUGCAGCAAAAGUUGAAAUUUCCUAGUAUCUUAACACAACUGUUCUGUUAAUGUUUCACAUUGAAAUGCUGUAUACAUUAUAUGUUUUUUGUAUAAUAAUACAUGUAAAACUAGAAUUUUAAAUGAUCUUUUAAAUAAUACAGUAAUCAGCUGUAUAUUACAACUGUCUACCACAUACAGAAACAUGCUGCUGGAUCACUGAAGAGGGACAUAUGGGAAGAUAGCCAAAAUUAGAGUUGUGUGAUGAGUGUUGAAACUGAAACAGAAUGUUAUUGGUGUGUCAGCAUAGUGCAAAUAGAUGUGGAAUACGGAACAUUCUACAGAGAAGGAACAUAGCAACUUAUAUGAAAAUAUGUGAUAUUUUGAUUGUGUAACAACUUAACAAAUACUGUAGAAUAGAGGAUGAAUGUACAGAUAGGCUGAUAUUUUUCGAACUGGAAGAUGAUUGCAGUGCAACAUCUACAAUUAUGUGUUCUGUGUUUGUGUGUCACAAAUUGUUAAUCAUCUUGUAACUGUUCAGGAUUGCAUACGUGAUUUAAGAUAAAUGUGUUUUCUUACCAAACAUACAGUCAUUAAAAUUACAAAAUGCUGUUAUUGAAAGCAUAUUUUUGUGUCUGAUGCAGUUCGGUGAAGCUGAAUAAACACAUUCGAAAACUGAAA
Molecule: messenger RNA, 3803 nt
Organism: Schistocerca cancellata (South American locust)
Lineage: Eukaryota; Metazoa; Arthropoda; Insecta; Orthoptera; Acrididae
Gene: Cse1
Product: exportin-2
Exons: 20
Coding region: 266-3169 (967 amino acids)
Biological process (GO): protein import into nucleus; protein export from nucleus
Cellular component (GO): nuclear envelope; cytosol
Molecular function (GO): nuclear export signal receptor activity; small GTPase binding
Source: RefSeq, a predicted model, not a curated record